AUGGCGGUUUCUGGGAUUCAAGGGCAAAUUCUUGAGGUCACAGUUGUAGGAUGUAUCAGGUUGAAAGACACAGAAUGGAUAUCAAGACAAGAUCCAUACGUCUCCAUUGAGUAUGGGAGCACCAAGUUCAGGACAAGAACCUGCACAGAUGGGGAUAGAAACCCAGUUUUUCAGGAGAAGUUUACUUGGAACCUCAUUGAAGGGCUUCAGAAGCUAAAUGUCAGUGUCUGGAAUAGCAACACUUUCAGUAGCCACAACUUCAUCGGUAGCGGAAAGGUUCAAUUGCAAAAAGUUCUUUCUCAGGGAUUUGAUAAUUCUUCAUGGACAAUUGUUGAUGAAAAGGGUAGAUUUUCAGGAGAAGUCCAACUAAUGUUGAAUUACCCCAAUGCCAAUGCCAAUGCCAAUGCCAAUGCCAAUGUCAAAGCUAAGGUUGUGGAUGUUUGA
Messenger RNA from Telopea speciosissima, 444 nucleotides. Its product is annotated as elicitor-responsive protein 1-like. The record is from RefSeq and is a predicted model, not a curated record. Lineage: Eukaryota; Viridiplantae; Streptophyta; Magnoliopsida; Proteales; Proteaceae. The transcript is spliced from 6 exons. The coding region runs from base 1 to 444 and encodes 147 amino acids.